Messenger RNA from Stereum hirsutum FP-91666 SS1, 599 nucleotides. RefSeq lists its product as uncharacterized. The transcript has 3 exons. Lineage: Eukaryota; Fungi; Basidiomycota; Agaricomycetes; Russulales; Stereaceae. Bases 49 to 390 code for a protein of 113 amino acids. The record is from RefSeq and is a predicted model, not a curated record.
AACCUGACAGCUUUGACCUACCUCAUUCUGGACUCCGCUGCUGCAAUAAUGACCGUCACAGCGUCAAUGGAAGAUGUGUUGAGGCCACAUCAUUCCCGCCCUGCGCCACCUUCAUAUCCUAGGGUCCCCCCGACUAGCCCACCAGACGUGGACGAGGACGAGCCUUUCGAUACCUUACUCGACGUAUUGACGCUCAGAGCGGAGAGCGGGGUACAUUUGGACACCUUGAUGUUCACGGAAUGUGGCAUACAUGAACAUACCGUGUCUCGAUUUCGGGAAGAGGCUGUCGUGAAAGAGGCUGUCGUUUGGGAUGCCAAGCCAACGAAGCUAAGAAGGGAUUCUCCACGGUCAAUCGGAGAGAAAAUCAUUCUCGCUAUGGGUUUAUUUUGAUACAUCGUGGCCAACUAUCAGCGGGCCAUACAUGGUAUCAGAGUUUUCUCUAGUCGAAUCGCCGCAUUAAUUCCUUCGCCGUGUCAAAUCCCUUCUAAUAGACAGUCAUUCUUCAGCUAGUUCUACCAUGCGCUUUCCGCUGCCAUCACCAUGCCCUAUCGAACAAUACACAGUUACGUGCAUGGCCACACUGGCCAUAUCAUCUAAGU